Messenger RNA from Ixodes scapularis (black-legged tick), 597 nucleotides. RefSeq lists its product as uncharacterized. The transcript is spliced from 5 exons. Gene Ontology annotation, biological process: symbiont-mediated perturbation of host defenses. NCBI's taxonomy places the organism in Eukaryota, Metazoa, Arthropoda, Arachnida, Ixodida, Ixodidae. Bases 1 to 597 code for a protein of 198 amino acids. The record is from RefSeq and is a predicted model, not a curated record. Gene Ontology annotation, molecular function: amine binding.
AUGUAUUUACAGUCGCUCCUUGUUAUUUUCUGUCUUUUAAUUUGUAGUUAUUCUCAAGAUACAGCUGGGGUAACUCCACUUCCAGAGGACGACCCGAGAAACUUUCAACAACAAAAUGCAACAAAGUUGGUUCAAUUACGUGGAAGACACUGGGUCAAGAAACGAACAUACGAAGUGACGACGCCAAAAGGAAAGCCAACGUGUGAAUAUGCUGAAAUCCUGGACGAGGUGAAGGAAAAUGAAUACACCUUAGAACUGGGAGCUAAAUUAGGAUCCGAGUGGACUACAAAUCAGCAAGCAUUGUCGCUGGAAACCACUAAUCCCCAUUCAGCACCGAACGUGCUCAAGUUCACCAGACUAAGGGCUGAUGGACCACUGGGUCAUCCACUACUAUACUCUGAUUACCAAGACUGCCAUAUUGUGAGAAUAAAGAAAAAGGACUCGACAGAUUACCGUUGUGACAUGCUACUAACAAACGAGGCUGCAAAGAAAAGCCCGCCCACUGAUUGCGAAGAAAAGUUUACAAAGUAUUGUAAAGGUGCUUCGUAUGAAGUCUACAGCACCAGUUGUGAUGAAACAGGUACAAAAACUGCCUGA